Molecule: messenger RNA, 1881 nt
Organism: Cyprinus carpio (common carp)
Lineage: Eukaryota; Metazoa; Chordata; Actinopteri; Cypriniformes; Cyprinidae
Biological process (GO): regulation of transcription by RNA polymerase II
Molecular function (GO): DNA-binding transcription factor activity; RNA polymerase II cis-regulatory region sequence-specific DNA binding
Source: RefSeq, a predicted model, not a curated record
CAAUGGUCCGCACUCCAGUCCAGUAGGUGGCGGGAAUGCACCUAUCGUUUGUUUGCCAAGCUUCAUAAAACUCCAAAAGAAGAAGCAGAAGCAUCAGGUUUUGGACGCAGCAGCGGUGUUGAGUUUUCAGCGGAGAGAAAUUCAUAUUCGGUGAAGCUCUUCCCACAAACCCUUCAGAAUGAAACACACUGAAAAGCAAACAGAACUGAUUGAACAUAAAGAAGAUAAAGAAGAUCUUAGUGAAAUUGAGGACAAAAAUCAUGUGAAAACUGGAGAAAAACCUUGGAGUUGCUCUCAAAGCAAACAGAAAAAUUGUAAGAAAAAAAGAGCCAACAGAUCUUUCACCUGCACUCAGUGUGGAAAGAGUUUCUCAAGCAAACAUUAUCUUGAUGAUCACAUGAGAGUUCAUACUGGAGAGAAACCAUACACAUGUGAUCACUGUGAGAAGAGCUUUAUACAAUCAUCACACCUUAAGAGACACAUGAACAUCCACACUAGAGAGAAACCAUACAAGUGUUCACACUGUGACAAGAGAUUCAGUCAGUCAGGAACACUGAAAAUACAUGAGAGGUUCCACACUGGAGAGAAACCUUACACAUGUGACCAGUGUGGGAAGAGUUUCACAAUAAAAGGACAUCUUACAGUGCAUAUGAGAGUUCAUACUGGAGAGAAACCUUAUAAGUGUUCACACUGUGACAAGAGAUUCAGUCGGUCAGUAGAUGUGAAAAUACAUGAGAGGAUCCACACUGGAGAGAAACUACAAACAUGUUUUCAGUGUGGGAAGAGAUUCACAAUAAAAGGACAUCUUUCAGUGCAUAUGAGAGUUCAUACUGGAGAGAAACCAUUCACUUGUGAUCAGUGCGGGAAGAGUUUCACACGAAAAGGACAUCUUAAAGAGCAUAUGAGGAUCCACACUGGAGAGAAACCGCAUAUAUGUUAUCAGUGCGGGAAGAGUUUCACAAUAAAAGGACAUCUUUCAGUGCAUAUAAGAGUUCAUACUGGAGAGAAACCAUUCUCUUGUGAUCAGUGCGGGAAGAGUUUCACACAAACAUCAGCCCUUCAGGUACAUAUGAACAUCCACACUAGACAGAACAUUUAUGCAUGUGAUCAAUGCAACAAAAUAUGUUUGAGGGCUUCAGACCUGAAUAAACACCUGAGAAUUCAUACAAAGGAGAAACCACAUUCUUGUCAUUUGUGUGGAAAGAGUUUUACUUCAGCUCAACAUUUAAAGCAUCACAGUAGAAUUCACACUGGAGAGAAACCUUACAAGUGUUCACACUGUGACAAGAGAUUCAGUCGGUCAGGAAAUCUGAAAAAACAUGAGAUCAUUCACACUGGAGAGAAACCGUAUCACUGCAUUGAAUGUGGGAAGAGUUUCAAUCAAUCAUAUAAUCUACACAGUCAUACAAAAAACAUUCAUAGGAAGUAGAUCAUCUUCAGAUCCAGCUCUUUCAGAUCUUAUGCUGCAUCCUCAACAGAUGAGACACAAUAAUGAAUCAAGCAAUAAAAUAUAAUCUGGAUAAAUCUGUCCUAACCAGUCAUAACAAGUGACAUGACAAAGAAACAUUAUCUGAAGUUUUCACAGUGAAUAAAGUUCAUCUUCAUCUUCAAAACCAGCAGAUUCAACUGAGAUUCAGAUCAACUCUAAGAUGGAGUUCCUCCCCAAAGAACAACGUCACAAAGUUUUAUUCUUGUAUAUCAUUUUGCUUCAUGAUAUAAAUUAUAUCAUUGUGUUUUCUUAUGAGUUUCAUAUUAUGUUCAAUUGUCUUCUAAUGCAUGUAUCUCUUGAACUGUGAGAUUCAGAUAAACUCAAAAGUGAUAAAUGUUUCUCCUGACACCUUGAGAUUGAAAUAGCAUUAUAAUAGAUGAUAGACUCAUGAA